AUGCACAACAAACACAUAGACGCAGCUAGCAAAGUUAAUCACCCUGGUUGGUUAGGAUUUGUUAUGGCGUUUAUAGAGCGUAAUGUGUCAAGUGAUGGAAAGCGUGUGAUGAGUCUGCAACAAUUCAAGCAGUGGUUUAAGACAUAUUUCGACUCAAAUGGCGACGGUCGGAUCAGCAAAGAUGAGCUCCGUGAGGUAUUGAGGAUCAUCGGCGGAGUGUUUGCUUCGUGGAAGAGCAACAAGGUUUUGAAAUCCGUUGAUGAUAACCAUGACGGUUUCAUUGAUGAUAAGGAGUUGGUUAACCUUGCACAAUUUGCAGAAAAGCACUUCAACAUAAGAAUCACACUCUGA
Messenger RNA from Vicia faba (fava bean), 351 nucleotides. The record is from the annotation of a GenBank genome assembly. Lineage: Eukaryota; Viridiplantae; Streptophyta; Magnoliopsida; Fabales; Fabaceae.